Cladocopium goreaui is the source of this 663-nucleotide messenger RNA. The record is from the annotation of a GenBank genome assembly. Lineage: Eukaryota; Dinophyceae; Suessiales; Symbiodiniaceae.
AUGGAGACUUUAGGAGACCGUGGAUGCGCCAAGGCAUCCGAGUUCAAUGCGCAAGCGAUCUCCAGCAUGGCAUCGUUCAAGCACUUGCCCCUCUUCUCCGCCUUGGCUCCGGUCGCAAAGGCCACCCUGCCGGAGGCGAAGAUCAUCGAAGGGACUCAGCUCUUUUGGGCUGUGGCCACCGUGGAAUAUCAAGAUGAGGAUCUGCUGCACUGCCUGAGUCGCUGGAGCUUGGAGCAGCUGCACCACUUUGCCCCACAGCAGCUGGCGGGCGUGGCAUGGGCCUGUGGCAAGACCAACACGGGAUCUCCGGUGAUAGAUGCCAUCACCUCCCUGGUCGCCUCCCAUGGCAUUUCCUUCGCUCCGCAGCAGCUGGCCAUCACUGCCUGGGCGGCCGCGGCGCUGCGGCGGAAGCAGCAGCCGUUCUUCGACAUGGUGGCAGAGGAGGUCUUAACGUUGCAAGAUGAGCUCAGCACGCAGGAUAUUGCAAACCUGGUCUCGCCCUCAGCCUGGUCCCCCGCCACCACCGCCUUCACCGCCCCUCCCUGCACCGCCGCGCUGGCUGCCGCGGCGCAGCGAUUAGUGGAGGAGAUGGAGCCGCAACACUUGGCCAACAGGUGGGGUCGGGUUUUUUUUGGGUCAGCAAUGGAUUUUGGUGAUUUUUAA